This is a messenger RNA of Notodromas monacha, 1168 nucleotides long. Lineage: Eukaryota; Metazoa; Arthropoda; Ostracoda; Podocopida; Cyprididae. The record is from the annotation of a GenBank genome assembly.
AUGGAUGUUCUGAAACCUCGCUUACUAAUAACGAGGGGAUUCAGGUUUCGUGUUAAUCGUAGUGCUGAACCCCAGGGCGCAUCUUACGAGCACGACGAGGUUGAAAACAUAGACGAUUUUUAUUCAAAAGAAGACUUGGACUUGGACGAAAACAAUGGGAAUUACGACGUGGAAGUGAAGCAGGUGUAUGAUGGGAAAUAUGAAGCUCGAGUUCCUGUUCCUUCAGUGAUGCUCGGCAGUGUCGUGGGGAAAAAAGGCGUGACCAAGCAGAGGAUCGAAAAGGAAACCCAGUGUCAGCUUCGCGUACCCAAACCAGGGGCCGAAGGGGAUGUCGUGAUUACCUCAUCGGAAAAGUCCAACGUCUUGGCCGCCGGAAGAAGAUUAUUGAUGCUUGUGGAAACGAGUCGACACAAGCUGAAGUUUACGCAUUUCGUAUCCUUGCCUUUGAGUGGAAGCGAAGCUUUGUUCUCCAGAGUAUUAGAUUUUCAAGAAGCUGUUAGAAAGUGUUACUUGCCAGAAAAAAUCGACGAAAGGCUGUUUUUGAACAUGCGGAAGAUGCAUUUAACUGUGUUGGUGCUAACCCUGUUGGAUGAUCGAGAAAGACAGUUGGCGAUGGAUUUGCUGCAUGAAUGUUUCUCCAAGAAAAUCCGACCGAUGCUUGCCGAUGAAAACGGGAUCAGGGUGCGACUCAAGGGCCUCGAAAUCAUGAAUGACGACUGGUCGCAAGUGCAAGUGGUUUACGCGAAGUUGGAACCGACUUUAGAUUCACUCGGUAGGGACGUUAUUCAAGAGAUGGCUGACGCCAUUCAGAACCAUUUUGAAGGUUCGGGUCUGGCACCAGAAUCUCGAUGUGCCCACGUGAAGCUCCACUUCUCAGUCAUGAAUUCGAAGAAGUUGGCGAAAGAAAUGACCACUCAGCAGGAUUCUUCUUGGAAACCGAGGCUUAAUGAUAUGAAGCUUUUCGACGCCAAGCCGAUCUAUGAGAAUCUGUUGGAUUUCGAUUUUGGAGAAGUGCUCAUCAGUCAUAUUCACCUCUCGAUACUCCACACUGUUGGAGAAGAUGGCUACUAUCGGCCUUCGCUCACAGUUCCCAUCAAGCCGUGAAUCAAGCCGUACCUUGUCCAAAUCCUCGAAUCAGUUCCGAAAUGAAUUUAUGGCUGUUCAAAGA